AUGGAGGACAUUGUAGUUGAAAGUAAUUAUCAUCAUGACACUACUACAUCACAGCAGCAGCAACAAAUCACAGAUACCAAAGAUCAUGAUUUUGCAACAACAACAACAACAACAACAACAAAAGUUAUACUAGAUGAUAAAGCAUCACUAGUAGCAGCAGCAGCAAUCAAAGAAGAACAAGGUUUUUCUUCAACAUCUUCAUCAUCUUUAUCAACAUCAGGAGGAGAGGUUAAAGUUAUAGGUAUAUCACUAACACCUCAACCACUCUUGAAUGUUGCUCAUCAUGAUCAUCAACAACAACCGAAAAAAAUAAACACCUCCCCAUCCUCAUCUUCAUCCUCAGUAACAACACAACAAAAGAAUAAUAAUAAUACCCCAAUUAAAAAGAUUAAUAAUAACAACAACAACAACAACGUAUCAACCAAUCAACAACAGAAUCAAAAUAGCAACAACAUUAACUUGCAACAACAGAAUGCUGCUAAUUAUGAAAAGGAUGAAUUAUUACAAGAUCAACAUGAACAAAGUCAUCCAGUAUCCAAUAUCUUUGAGAAUCUUGGUUUUGUUAUUGAUCAAUCGAUCAACCUCAAGAGAAAGAUGGACCUUGUGAAAAUCAUCAAGAGAAACGGUGGUAAAAGUUGCUAUUCAUGUAGUUCAAAGGCAACACAUUUGAUUACAACGUAUCAAGGAUUUUUAGAGAAUACAACAAAGGUACAACAAGCUCAACAAAUGGGAAUACCUAUUCUAUUGAAAGAGUUUGUACAUCAUUGUGCUUUUAAAAAGCAAUUGUUGGAUUUUGAACCCUAUAGAAUUACAACUCAAAAUGCAAAGAAUCAAACUCAAGAAUCACCAAUUAUUUUAUCACCGUCACCAUCUAGUUCAUCUGAAGCUGUUCCACCACCUAUAGACAAGAAUAAUAUCAAUAUGAAUGGUAGUGGUGGUAGUGUUCCAACUCUAUAUUCAUCACCAUCUCCUCCUCCUCAGGAAAUCAUAAAAGAGUCUAGAUCGAUUGAAGAGAUCAAUAGUAUUCAAAAUAGUAGCAGAUUUUCAUCGUCAUCAGAUUUUGGUCAGACCAACGAAUUAAAGAGAUUCACAGAGUUUGAAUCAUUGGAUUUUGAAGAACAUGAAUUGGGUGGAGCUGUUGGUGAAGAAGAAUUGGUACCAGAGAAUAGCAAAUUUGGAAAUGAUAAUGAUAGUAGUUCAAUGGUAUUAGAUAUCAAUAACAACAACAACAACAAUUCAAUUGAAAAGCCACAACCUCAACAACCAAGAGACAGUAUUAGUCAACAACAAGUCCCACCACCUUCAAUGGGUAUUCAUCUACAUCAAUUGUUAAAUAGUACCAAUCUUAAUAGAAACAACAGUAACAACAACAAUAGCAAGAUUACUAAUAAUAAUAAUAAUAAUAAUAAUACCAAUCAUAGAAAAUCACCAAUUUCAUUUAAUAAUUUUACAUCCACAUCUUCAUCAUCAACAUCAUCAACUAAUUCUGUUACCAUUCCACCACCACCAUCAUCAUCAUCUCAACCACAACAACAACAACCACCUUCUCAAUAUGAUUCAAUUAUCAAUAAUAUUACAAGGAAUAAUAAUAUUUCCGUCGAAUCAUUACUAUCUAUUGAUACCAACCAUCAACAACGUCAUGUUUUUGACAAGGUUGCUGAAUUUGACUCAACAUUUAUUUACAAAAAUGAUUUGUUUAAUCAAAUUUAUUCACCAUCAAAAUCUGAUUUACCCAUCAAUGGUAGUGCCACUAACAAUAGUAAUAGUUUUCAUGGUAUUCCAAGUAUACCUAUUGGUAAACAACAACAACCACCAAUUCAAUCACCACAAACACAAUCAAACAAUCUUGGUAAUUUAGUAAUUGCAUCUCCACUUUUAUCAACCAGCAACACCAACAAUAACAACAACAUUGUCACACCAUCACCACUACUAGUAGAACAACAACAACAACAACAACCAUUAUCAAACUCUUCAUCAAAGAUUUUCGUUGGAGGUAUAACUUUUGAUGAUCUCAAUAUUUAUGCCGACAAGGACGACUUGAGGCGACUAAGAACUAGUCACUUUUUGUCACUGUUUCGAGAGUUUGGAAAUAUUGUUCGUGUUCAAGAGUUUUGGGAUGAACAUAAAAUAGUCAUCACCUAUGAGACAGAAUCUGAUGCCAAAAAGGCCUUCUCUACACUAAAGUCGGCUGCUACCAAAACCUACUUUAUUGACAAGAUCAAACAAAACCUUCAGAUUCUUGGCCUUCCAUCAGUUAUUGCUCCAAAUGACUUUUUUGUUAGAAGAUCCACAAAACCAACUAGUUUGGUCACUCCACUUACUACUACUGUAGCACCACUAUCCACAGCACCUUUGGUUACUGCCACUACUACUGCUACUUCAACUAUUCCUGCCACCAUGGUAGCUACAGUCAUAAAUAGUACUCCAACUUCCCCUCCAUCAUCACCAAGUAAACAACAUUUUCAUAGCAACAACAAUAGGCAAUCAUCAUCCUCGUCAAAUUUAGCCACUACAUCUAUAGCACCAAUCAAAUCAUCAUCGACAUCUUUCAACAAAAUGAAUAGUAAAAAGAAGAGUUAUAAAUAUACAACAGAUGAAGAUGAAGAUGACUAUGAAGAGGAAACCCAAGAUCAACGAGAUAGAGAUUAUUAUCAAGAUGAAGAGGAAGAGGAAGAGGAAGAAGAAGAAGAAGAAGAAGAUGGCUUUUAUCACCAGGGAGAUGAUGAACAAGAUGAGUUUAGUACAACUGAAGUUUCAGAAAUUGAUGAUGAGCGUUAUAGAAAACAACAAAUCAUCAACAGAAGAAGACAACACAGUUAUAGUAAUGGUAGUCGUAGUAGACCUAUGAUCACUGCCAUGAGAAAGAGAUCAUCUUCAUUUGGAAAACAAAGAAGUGAACCAUUGAUGAGCGAUAGUGACUCUAGUAUUGUAGAAGCUGCCAGUCUUCAUCACCGAGGUGGAGCAGAUGGAAUUAUGGAAAAUAUAUUUUCAGUCAAACAUUCAGAGAAAAAGAAAUCAAAAUCUUUUCUACCUCCUCUUUCAACAAUUGCUCAUAUUUUAGUAUCAUUUGUUAUUUUAUCUGCAUUUUUUAUGAGUCUUCCACAAACUUUACCUCCACAAUAUAGAUAA
This is a messenger RNA of Cavenderia fasciculata, 3129 nucleotides long. RefSeq names its product calmodulin-binding protein. Lineage: Eukaryota; Evosea; Eumycetozoa; Acytosteliales; Cavenderiaceae. The record is from RefSeq and is a predicted model, not a curated record. Gene Ontology annotation, molecular function: RNA binding. Bases 1 to 3129 code for a protein of 1042 amino acids. The transcript is spliced from 4 exons.